AUGGAUUCCGAGCCUUUCGAGAGAGAAAAGAACGUGACUUUUCUGGGGAUGAUGUACCAGCUCCUCCCACACCAAUCCGAAAAAGCUUCAUCAUCUUCUUCUUCUUCUUCCUUUGAAGGUCCUCAUUCUACUGAGGGCCUCUCUACCACUUUGUCCGAUCAGUCUCAGGAGUGGUGUCCCUGUGGACAUGCUCAAAGUUCUGUGCAAUUGCGCGCCUUUGUUGCUGGGAUCAUUGUUGGCUAUACCCUGAAGGGACGCGUUAAACGCUGGGCUAACAAGCUUCUCAAGAGGAUCAAAGACGAUUGA
Molecule: messenger RNA, 306 nt
Organism: Rosa chinensis
Lineage: Eukaryota; Viridiplantae; Streptophyta; Magnoliopsida; Rosales; Rosaceae
Exons: 2
Coding region: 1-306 (101 amino acids)
Source: RefSeq, a predicted model, not a curated record